This is a messenger RNA of Arachis stenosperma, 815 nucleotides long. Its product is annotated as cell number regulator 7-like. The record is from RefSeq and is a predicted model, not a curated record. The coding region runs from base 106 to 525 and encodes 139 amino acids. The transcript has 4 exons. NCBI's taxonomy places the organism in Eukaryota, Viridiplantae, Streptophyta, Magnoliopsida, Fabales, Fabaceae.
CAAUUAGGACGAUCGAUGAUCAAAUCAAACUACAUACUCUUGAAAUACGUAUAUCUCCGCACUUCCAAACAUUUUUAUUAUUAUUUUGAAUCUAAUUAGAUAACUAUGAAUAUUGGUGGUUAUCCAUCCUCAUCACCCGUGUGGUCUGCUAAAUUUUGUGGCUGUGGAGGUGACACUAAAACAUGUUUGAUAACUUGCUGUCUACCCUGUGUCACCUUUGGGCAAAUUGCAGAAAUUGUGGAUGAAGGGAAGAGUUCAUGCGCUUCACAAGGGUGUGUAUAUGGGUUACUGAUGAUGGUUUCAUGCCACUGGUUCUAUUCAUGUGUUUAUAGAGAGAAACUGAGAAAAAAGUAUGGGUUAGCAUCUGAACCUUGCUGUGAUUGCUGCGUUCAUUUUUGCUGUGAUCCAUGCGCCUUAUGCCAAGAACAUCAAGAGCUCAAAUUAAGAGGCCAUGACCCUUCCAAAGGUUGGAUUGGACCACCAACUACUAAUCAACCACCUAUGCCUCCUACCAUGUAUAAAUGAUCCACCAGCAUAUAUCAAGAUCCACUGGAUAUAUAUUACUUUACAGAAUAUCUUUAAAUAAUAUUUUGAAAUGUCUAUUAAAUCAUUGGUUAAGCAAAGAAAAGAAAAAGAAACAAAAUUUGAGACUUAAUUUAACCAACGUUUAAGAGAUAUUUCAAGAUAUCUUUUUAAAGGAGUGUUAAUAAAAUAAAAUAACGCAAUUUUUUUAAUUGUAUAUCAUCUUCUUGUAAUGGAUCGUAACAAGACUUCUUCUUGAGGACGGAAAAUUUCAGUAGUAUUUCUUUCUUUAU